CGACUUAGAUGUUUCAGUGUUUUUUCUUUUUCAAAAUUUGUUUGAUGUCAAUUCUUGUGAUAGAAAUGGAAACCCCUUCUACACAAAACCCGCAUCAUAAAUUCCCUUGAGCGGUGUUCAUGUUUCUACUAUAUCCUCCUUGUUUUGUUGAAUAACAACAUUGCAUUGUUUAAUUGGUAGCUUGAGUGAAGUCAUGGGAAAGGAAAUGAUACCUAGCCCUCCAGACCCUGUUAUCAUUGAACUUAACAGGUUGGAGAACAAUCUCAGAGAAAAGGAGAGGGAGCUGGGAGUUGCUCACUGUGAAAUUAAGGCCUUGAAGGUGACUGAACUUCUGAAGGAUAAAGCUGUAGUAGAGCUAAGCAAUGAGCUGACAAAGCUUGAAUCGAAGCUGAGAAAUGUCGAGAAACAUCUUCAAGAUAAGAAUCUUGAGAUAAAAAAACUACUGAAUGAGAAGAAAGAGGCAUUGGCUGCACAAUUUGCGGCAGAAGCAACUCUAAGAAGAGUUCAUGCAAAUCAAAACAAUGAAGAGUUUGUUCCAGUUGAGGCUAUUAUAGCUCCCUUUGAGUCUGAUAUUAGAAAGUACAAAUUUGAGAUUGCAUCUCUACAAGAGGACAUAAAGGCAUUAGAGAGACUAAUAAAAUCCAAAGAUGUAGCAUUAGUAGAAGCUGAAAGAACAUUGCAUUCUGCUAAUGAACGGGCAAUGAUUGUAGAAAAUUUGCAAAACCAGAACCUUGAACUGAAGAGGCAAAAAGAGAUAUGCCAGGAAGAAAACAGACUACUAGAGAAAGCGAACAGGCAGAAGGUUUUGGAGGUUGAGAGUCUUUUUCAGACUAUCAGGGAACUUGAGGAAUCCAUUCUUGCUGGUGGUGCAGUUGCUAACGCGGUCCGCGACUACCAGAGGCAGGUCGCUGAGUUAAAUGAAGAGAAGAAGACUCUUGAAAGGGAACUGGCCAGAACUAAGGUCUCAGCAAAUCGCGUGGCAGCAGCAGUAGCAAAUGAGUGGAAAGACGAAGGCGAGAAACUCAUGCCUGUCAAGCAAUGGAUAGAAGAGCGCAGGUUUUUGCAGGGAGAGAUACAGAGGUUGAGAGACAAGCUAACUAUAUCAGAACGAACUGCCAAGGCUGAAACUCAACUCAGGGAUAAAUUCAAGCUGAGGCUAAAGAUACUAGAAGAAGGUUUGAAGGGUGCAUCAAAUUCUGAGCCAGUGAAUGGAUCUAAAUUUUGUAAUGGAAGUAUAAACAAGCGAUCAUCAUCUCAGACAAGGGCUUUUGUUGCUUCCAUUAGUAGUUCAGUCCUCCAGCAGCCUGAUCCAGUUUCAGUUGUGGAAUCAACUGGAAAAAUAGUACGAACAAAUAGCUUGAACAAAAAGUUCAGUGCUAGGGAAAUUCUUGCUAAAAAGAAUUUAUGGGCCCCAAGAAGCAAAUUCUUUGAUGGUCGCGGGAAGGAGAAUUCAGAAGAAAAGGUUAAUUCUAAUGGGCAUGUACAUGUUAUUAGUCCUGAAAAAGAAGAGGUUUCCAAAGAAGUGAAAACCAGUGAUUAUGACGAUAUUGCACCACAAACUAACGGUAAUCUGGAAGAUAAGAGUAAAGAUUUGGUUUCAGGUUUUCUUUAUGACAGAUUGCAGAAGGAGCUUAUUGAUUUAAGGAAAUUGCUUGAGCAGAAAGAUGGAGCAUUGAGUGUGAAGGAUGAUGAGAUCAAGUUGCUUCGAAGAAAGAUCGAUGCUCUGAGCAAGGCAUUGGAAGUAGAGUCCAAGAAGAUGAGGAGAGAAGCUGCAAUAAGAGAGAAAGAAAUAAUGAUCAAUUUUGAUGAUAAUAAACAAAAACUCAAGGCUACAAGCAAUUACAAAAGAUCUGUGAAGUCACUGAGUGCAAGCACUUAAGUUUGGAAAGGAUGAAGUCUGCUUCAUGAGAAGCCAAGGGCUGUACUUGAAUUGUUGGGUCUAUUUGUAAAUAUUAAACAUAAGAUAAUACAAGUUGUUAUGAAAUUUCCUUUGUUAAUACUGA
Molecule: messenger RNA, 2003 nt
Organism: Asparagus officinalis (garden asparagus)
Lineage: Eukaryota; Viridiplantae; Streptophyta; Magnoliopsida; Asparagales; Asparagaceae
Product: microtubule-associated protein 70-2
Exons: 11
Coding region: 194-1879 (561 amino acids)
Biological process (GO): cytoskeleton organization
Molecular function (GO): microtubule binding
Source: RefSeq, a predicted model, not a curated record